UCCGGCAAUAUUAUUCUUUUAUUCACGAAAUUCACACACAGAAUCUGAAGGGGGCAGACUGCCUUUCCUUAGCGGAAAUGACCAAAUAGUUAUGACAAAAACACGAAUAAAAAGAUGAAAUCAGAACAGUUUUCACAGAUGAAAGAUUACAACAAAGACAAGAGAUCCAAAUAUGAAGGUAGUAUGGUUACAUAUAUUUGUGUCAAGUCUAUGUAUGGCCUUGUCAGUUCAGAUGUCUCCAUAUGGACUAGCAUGUGACCCAAGAGAUGUCCGCCGAUCCUGUCUGAUGGGAUGUCUUGGUUGUUUCGAAGCUUUUGGAGGAUCAACCUACAAUCUUGCUGCCUGUUGUUAUGACUGUAAAAUAACUGAUGCUGUAUUAAUAGAUGAUGGACCCGUCAGAUGUUCUAGCAAAUACCUAAAACCAGCGUUUUUGUCUAGAUUUGGGAAAUAAAAAAGGAAAACGAUUCUGAGGGAAAAAGAAGUAAUAUUCUUGGAUUUUAUUUUUGUAAACGCCGUAUAAAAAAAUGGACAAUUCUGCAGAAAAUAACCUCUUGAGAAGGUUUGCUUGUAUGAAUUUAUGAAAAAGAAGAUUCCAGUGAGGCAACCAUUCAUCUAAAACAUAAGAAAACAAAUAAUCAUGGACUUCAUGGUUAUUUAGGUUUGAAAAAGGAAGAUACUUCCUUUAAAUAAAAAAUAAAUUCUU
This is a messenger RNA of Mytilus trossulus (common blue mussel), 703 nucleotides long. RefSeq lists its product as uncharacterized. Bases 173 to 451 code for a protein of 92 amino acids. Lineage: Eukaryota; Metazoa; Mollusca; Bivalvia; Mytilida; Mytilidae. The record is from RefSeq and is a predicted model, not a curated record. The transcript has 2 exons.